Molecule: messenger RNA, 849 nt
Organism: Fonsecaea multimorphosa CBS 102226
Lineage: Eukaryota; Fungi; Ascomycota; Eurotiomycetes; Chaetothyriales; Herpotrichiellaceae
Exons: 1
Coding region: 1-849 (282 amino acids)
Source: RefSeq, a predicted model, not a curated record
AUGUAUCACAACGGUUCCAGCCAACGUACACGAAAAGACCAGGAGGAAAGAGCAGUCGGCGGGCAGAAGGGAAAUACCAAAGAGUUUUGGGCUGUUAUCAGAUUCCCUUAUGAUGACCUUAGAGCUUUGUCGCCCAUAAUCGAGCAAAUAUGUCGUUCUGGGAAGUGUAUACAACCAGUCGGCGUGUAUGAAGUAUCGAGAUCUCCCUCAAAUAAGAGCAUGGGAAGACCUGGCGGCAAUGGACACCCGCCGGAUGCUGCAGAUCAGAUGAUUGUGACCGACCGGUCCGAUCAGUGCGUUCUGGACGGGCACGCUCGCACAGGGACUUUACCCGCAGCCUUGCCAGUCGUGUCUGCAGACAAUCUGUAUCUUGCUGCCUCAGAGAUGCAGACACGUGUCACGCAGGGAUCUAAGCCUGCGCCCAUCCCUAUGUCUGCAGCAGGGGUCGAUGCUGCGGUCUUGUUGCCUUCCGACUUUCGAAUCUUGGGCAGGAAGAUUAUCGACGAUCCCCGGCAGCCCCUUUUCUACAUCGAUGCCCGGGGACGGGAGCGUCCUUUCAUAGCCCUGAUGGAUACGGGGGCCGAAGUCACAGUGGCCCGUGUAUCAGUUGCAAGACGAGGAAAUGCGUGCACUGUCAAGCGAGAUUGCCCGGUGCGGCUGGCAGCGUUUCAUGGCCAAACAGUAACCAGCAAGGAAUAUGCGUGGCUUGAUCUGCAUAGACAGGGCAGUCGACAAAGAGGUCAACCGAUCAUGGUGUGGCUGCUGGAAGAUAGGCUUCUCCCUUUUGCUGAUGCUCAUCUGGGUCGCAAAGAUGCUCUAAUCCUCGGGCUCAGAUGGUAUUGGGAAUAG